Onthophagus taurus is the source of this 616-nucleotide messenger RNA. The record is from RefSeq and is a predicted model, not a curated record. NCBI's taxonomy places the organism in Eukaryota, Metazoa, Arthropoda, Insecta, Coleoptera, Scarabaeidae.
UUAAUUUUAUUCCACUUAUGUAUCGUAUAUAAAGAGUCAGAAACCAAAUGGAAAAUCAUACUACGAUUCUGUUGCUUGAAGAGAAUCAAGAUGGGUUUUAAAGUUGUUCUCGUUCUUGGAGUUUUAGCCCUAAUAAGCGGGUGUACCGCUGGGGUAAUAUCAGAAGAAGCUGCAAAGGAUAGUGUUCCAAUAUCACCCCCCAAACCUUCUGGGUUAUUAAAAGAGGCUUGGGUAGCAGCCUCUCAAAAUAUGGAUAGCGAAAUGUUAAGCAAUGUUCUAUCUUCAGUACAACUCGCUGUUGAGUCGCCGAAUGAACGCCCAGUUUCCGUUAUACACAGUAAUUUGAAAACGUUAUAUCCAGAUCAGCGUUUUAAUAUUCUUGAAUACAUGCAAUUUAUAAUACAUGGUUCUUUUUAUGCUGCAAUUGAUGCAUAUGAUCAGGACGGAAACUACCGUCGUUUCGUAAUCUUUGACUAGUAACUUUUUAAAAAUGAUUAAUAUAGUUUUAAGUUACUUUGUUAUAUACUAAUGUCAAUAAUUUUGGUAUUAUUUUAUAUUCUAAUACAUCACGUCCAUUUGUUCGAGUUGUACCACUAAAAAUAAAUUAUUCAAAAAC